Gavia stellata (red-throated loon) is the source of this 1152-nucleotide messenger RNA. It is a transcript of the gene EBNA1BP2, whose product is annotated as EBNA1 binding protein 2. NCBI's taxonomy places the organism in Eukaryota, Metazoa, Chordata, Aves, Gaviiformes, Gaviidae. The record is from RefSeq and is a predicted model, not a curated record. The transcript has 9 exons. Gene Ontology annotation, biological process: rRNA processing; ribosomal large subunit biogenesis. Bases 1 to 921 code for a protein of 306 amino acids. Gene Ontology annotation, cellular component: preribosome, large subunit precursor; nucleolus; nuclear periphery.
AUGGCGCGGCGCGGGUCGCUCUCCGACUCCGGCUCGGACUCCGGCUCGGAGGACUCCUCUCUCUCGGACUCGGAGCUCCAGGAGGCCUUCUCGAGGGGCGCGCUGAAGCCGGGGCUCAACGUGGUGCUGGAGGAGCGGCCGAAGCGGCGCAACGACGCGGAGGGCCUGAAGCAGUGCCUGUCCGAAUUCAAACAGCAGCUAGCUUGGGUGGAAAGGCUGGAUGUGACUUCGGGUCAGGUCGUCGAUCCUGUCUCACAGAGUGCUUCUAACAAAGAUGCCGUUGACCCUGAGAACGAUUUCCAGAGAGAGAUGAGCUUUUACCGACAGGCUCAGGCAGCAGUCCUGGAAGCCCUACCUAGGUUGCGUAAGCUCCAAGUUCCUACUAGAAGGCCAGAUGAUUACUUCGCAGAGAUGGCCAAAUCAGACCAACAGAUGCAGAAGAUUCGACAGAAGCUUAAGAGUAAACAGGAAGCAAUGGAGAGGUCUGAGAAAGCGAAACAGCUCCGUGCGAUGAGAAAAUAUGGCAAGAAGGUGCAAACCGAGAUUCUGCAGAGGAGACAAAAGGAGAAAAAAAAUAUGUUGAAUGCAGUCAAGAAAUACCAGAAAGGUCUCUCUGACAAGUUGGAUUUUCUAGAUGAAGAGCAGACGUCAUCUCAGGGGAAUAAAAAAGGCAGUGCAAGUCAACGGAUAAAGAAGGGACCGAAUGCCAAAAGACGAUACAAAAAUCAGAAGUUUGGUUUUGGUGGGAAGAAGAAGGGCUCAAAGUGGAACACGAAGGAGAGUUUUAAUGAUGUAUCCAGCUUCCGGUCAAAGGUGGCUCACAACAAAGGCCCAGGAAAAGGAGGAAAAGGAGGAAAAAAAGCCCUCAAUAAGAGACCUGGAAAGAGAGCAAGGCAGAAAAUGAAGAGCCGGGCGCGCUAAGAGGACUGUGCUCCCCAGUGGGGUUCCUAUGUUUCUGUGAGUUGCAAGAUGUGUUUCUGCUGUCAUCAAGCAGCUAACCAUGGAGCAAGCUGGAUGCUUCCAAGUGGCGAGAAAAAAAGUCAGUGGAAACUAGUGCCUUAUCACUAAUUUCUUCUUAUUGUCUGUUUUGUUGAAGGAUUGUUUUCUACUUAAACCUCUGGUGUGUGAACGCAUUAAAUAGUUUGCACAGCA